AUGUCUCUUCGUGUGCUCCGGGCGUCCGCGCGCGCCACUGUGGCCCAUUCCACCAAGCGCACGACUGCGAAUGUUUCCUCGCGUGCCUUCGCAGACGUGGCCAAGGAGGACGCAGCUGCGGCAAAAGCCAUUGCGGACGAAGAGGCUCUCAUGACGAAGCUGCGCGACCAGCAGAUCGCCGACGCCGAGCGCACCAUUCUGCCGUUCCACGCGUCAGAAGAAUGCGUCCCAGACAUUGAAAAGGCGCCCAUGCCGUACCCAGAAGAGGCUGCGAUCGUGUCGGGUACGGACAAGUGGUCGGUGGGACGCAAGGCCAAGCUUUUCAAGCCGGCACGAAACCAGAUGCAAAGCGGCACUCACCAGACCAAACACUGGGAGAUCCGCUUCGAGUCCCCGCGUACGUGGGAGAACCCCCUCAUGGGCUGGACAAGCACGGCCGACCCGUACGUGGGUCUCGUCACCAAGUUCGAUACCAAGGAGGAGGCUGAGCGCUUUGCAAAGAAACAGGGAUGGAAACUGGAGAUCGUUGAGCCUGCGCCAGUCGGUGACUUCCAGGGCAAGAUCUCGUACUCGUACAACUUUUUGCCCGAGCACGUGGAGACGCUCAUCAAGCAGAAGGGCAAGAAGUCGGCCGUGCAGUUCAAGCACCCAACCGGUCGUCGCAGUAACUGGGUGAAGACGCUGAAGUACCACGGCGACGGUGUCGUGGCGCAGCACGGAGGCGAGGCUCAGGAGUAA
Hyaloperonospora brassicae is the source of this 738-nucleotide messenger RNA. The record is from the annotation of a GenBank genome assembly. NCBI's taxonomy places the organism in Eukaryota, Oomycota, Peronosporomycetes, Peronosporales, Peronosporaceae.